Acaulospora colombiana is the source of this 1989-nucleotide messenger RNA. Lineage: Eukaryota; Fungi; Glomeromycota; Glomeromycetes; Diversisporales; Acaulosporaceae. The record is from the annotation of a GenBank genome assembly.
AUGGAUUUGGCGCUGUUCAGGAUCGCUCUUUUUCAAGGCCUGCGGAACGAAAGGCCCGAAGAACGUAAAGAAGCUUUGGCGAAAAUUGAAAGGAUUUUCGAGAUUUUGUUAGCAGCGAAUACACCGCCUACACCGCCUACACCGCUUACCCCACAUACCCUACAUACCCCCACAUCUUCAACAUCCUCCGUUUCGGGGGAAUUAUCAGGAACCGCUGAUGUUACUGAUAAUGAUGUUUUAAAAGCCAGAGAGGCCUUGGAUUUAUAUAUAUUAACAAUCUUGCGCAUGUCUGUUAGUUGUCCCUACGCGGAUGUUCGACACGCCUUUAAAAAGCUUCUAAAAAAGUUGAAGAGUUCGGGUGUAACCGUGCCAGAGCGUGUCUACAAUUAUCCUUCGCUGUAUAUCCCGGCAGAGGAAAUGUUCAGAUUAGAGUGGUCUGAUAGAUCUCCUGAAGCAUCCCCAGAAAGCCUUAUAGGGAUUGUACCUGAUGAGAGCGUUCAACAUCUAAUGCUGGAUUCUUUUAUCAACAGCGGUAGAAUCCAUAAUUAUUAUCAGAUUUUGUUCCAGUUUCCAAAGUUCGCGGAAAAAUAUAAAGCAGCAAACACGAAACUGAUGAAGGCGGAUCCUUGCGUUCUUCCAAAACACUACAAAUAUUAUAUCGGGAUUAUGGCCGCAUCGCAACACAAGUGUCAAUGUCUCGUUUCGCAUUUAAGAAACGAAUUUUUGUUUUUCCGUGGUGAUCCCGAAUGGCUCAAGGGUUUAGAGCAUGCUCCACCCAAAAUCAAAAAGAUCGCUAAAAUAAAUACGAUUUUGGCGCAUCAGCCGUGGCAACUAGAACCGAAAGAUAUUAGACAUCUUCGUGACUCACCUGAUAAAUGGACUUAUCAGGAGAUUAUUCAUAUUAUCAUUAUACUUAGCACUUUUCAUAGUUUAAGUAGUUAUGUGCUGAGUUGCGGCAUUGUUCCAGAGUAUGACGCGGUUGGGGGAUAUAAGGUCACCCUCCCCUCUGACAGCAACGAAGCGGGAGCCUCUAUCGGCCUAGACACCAAAGAACUUGUUUCACAAGACGUGGGUACCGGUCUGGGAAUUUCCGUCAAAGUGGUUAAACAAUUAUUCGGAACAUUGGAGGAUGGAUCACAAAUAGAUGAUUCCGUAAAGGGUGAUGAAAUUCCCGGAUCACCCAAACCAGAAGUCGAUACUGUGAAGGAUGGUGAGACUAUUGGAUCACCCAAAGAAGAUCGUCCUGUGAGAGAAGGAAGUCUUGAGGAUGAUCCCGUACAGGAUGGAGAAAAUCAGGGAGAUGAUCCUGCACAGGAUGGAUCUUGCAAAGGGGAAGAGCUACCCGAAGAUAAUGAAUUUGUGAAUUGCGACGAUGAAGCACCUGCUGGUGAGAAAGCGACACAGAAGACCGAAAAGGAGCCAGAUCCUAUCCCGGUCGAUGUUCUCACUAAAGAUUUUUCUUGUUACCUCGACUCAACUCCGUAUUCUAAUGCCGUAUUCGGCGGACAAGAUUAUAGAAACGCUUCUCAGUUAAAUAGCUUAGAUUUUAACUGGUCUGAUCACGGGACCAGUAAAAUAAAUCAAUAUCAUCCAGGUCUUGGUGAUGUCCUGGGUGAAGAAUUCGGAAAAAUUCGAGAAAUUAACAUAUCGUUUUCCCCUGAUCUAACCGAGGAUAAAUCGUCUUUUCGCGAGGCGAUUUGGCAGUACGUUUUUAGAUUAUAUGGCGUAAAAGACGAUGGAUAUGAUUACAGAAACAUCAAAAUAUUUCUCAAGGAUAAUAUUAGAUGUUUUAUAAAAAAGGCAUGCACUAAACCCGAAGACAUCACACGUGAAGAUUGGAACAGCUUGGGAUCUAAGACGAGUGCCAAGGAGAAAUGUUAUAUCAUACUUGUUUCCAUCGAGGCGCGUAAGCAAGCUGAAUUGUUGCAUGGAUUAUGGUGCGUAUGUGAAGCAGAAAAGAUGAAGUACACCCGGCAGUUAGUCGUUUAA